Molecule: messenger RNA, 1435 nt
Organism: Ochlerotatus camptorhynchus
Lineage: Eukaryota; Metazoa; Arthropoda; Insecta; Diptera; Culicidae
Product: glutamine synthetase 2 cytoplasmic-like
Exons: 5
Coding region: 222-1346 (374 amino acids)
Cellular component (GO): cytoplasm
Molecular function (GO): glutamine synthetase activity
Source: RefSeq, a predicted model, not a curated record
CUCAAAGAAUAUUAAAUGACCUACCGUUGCCCUCCAGACGUUGAUAGGAUAGACGCCACAGUGGGUAUAAGUUCGCACCAUUUUAUUUUGUCACCUACAAUAAAAGCGUACGGUUCCUGGAUAGAUCAUAUUCAGUUCACAUUAGUGUUCAGGGAAAAACAGCUUGAAGCAAAGAUAAAUACCUAAUAAGUGCAUUUGUGUGAUUACUGUGGACAGUCAAAAUGGUGCAUCCAUUCAACAUGCCAACAACCCUUGAGGAAUCCCCCAAUGCCCAGAUCAAUAAGACCCUAUUGGACAAGUAUAUGAGCCUGCCGAUCCCGGAGGGCAAAAUCCAGGCUACCUACAUCUGGAUUGACGGCACCGGCGAAAAUCUCCGCUGCAAGGACCGAACGCUCGAAUUCAUUCCCGAAAAACCCAGCGACCUACCCAUCUGGAACUACGAUGGAAGCUCGUGCUACCAAGCCGAGGGACACAACUCGGAUGUCUACCUACAUCCGGUAGCGACCUUCAAGGACCCGUGUCGACGAGGUAACAACAUUCUGGUUAUGUGCGAAACCUACCGGUACGAUGGGACGCCGACCGAGUCCAACAAACGUCAUACGUGUCGUAAGGUUUGCGAUCAAGUGGCCACCGAGCAGCCCUGGUUCGGAAUCGAACAGGAGUACACACUGCUUGACAUUGACGAGCGGCCCCUGGGAUGGCCCAAAAAUGGCUUCCCGGGACCACAAGGACCGUACUACUGCGGAGUAGGUGCGAACAAGGUGUAUGCUCGCGCUAUCGUUGAUGCUCACUACCGGGCAUGUCUGUAUGCCGGUAUCAAGAUUAGUGGCACCAAUGCCGAGGUCAUGCCGGCCCAGUGGGAAUACCAAGUAGGACCAUGCGAGGGCAUCUCGAUGGGUGACGAGCUGUGGGUGUCACGCUUCCUGCUUCACCGGAUCGCUGAGGAGUUUGGCAUCAUCGCCACGCUUGAUCCGAAACCGAUGGUUGGUGACUGGAACGGUGCCGGUGCGCAUACCAACGUGUCAACUAAGGCCAUGCGCGAGAAUGGUGGAAUUGUCGAAAUCGAAAGGGCCAUUGUCAAGCUGUCCAAAUGCCAUGAGCGCCAUAUCCGGGCUUAUGAUCCACGCGAGGGCAAGGACAACGAGCGUCGCCUGACGGGAAAGCACGAAACCAGCUCGAUCCACGACUUUAAUGCCGGAGUGGCCAACCGUGGAGCUUCGAUUCGUAUCCCACGUGGCGUAGCCGACGAAGGCAGAGGCUACUUCGAAGACCGACGACCAAGUUCCAACUGUGAUCCGUACAGCGUUGUCGAAGCCAUUCUCAGAACAAUUUGCUUGGACGAAUAAUGGAACUAUUUUGACGUUAACAUUGGUAAAUGUAUUCAUAAGGCUAACGUAAAGAAAAUUGUCAAGUGUUAUUAAAUUAAAGGUUUAUU